AUGCCGGAGCGGUUUGUGAGCCUAGGAUUGAUGCUCAAGGCCGAGUGCUUGGCCCCGGGUCAGAUGGGCUGCUUGCGGAACUCUAUGUUCACCCGGGAGACCCUCAUCAGGGCUCCUCUGGGUCGACACUUUACUCGUGGGCGAUCGCUACCCCCGGCAUGCUUUGUAUACGGCAAGAGGCCAGAGAGGGACCCGGACGGGAUGGCCAAGUGCCUCAACUGGUGCGCCUACAAAUCCGUUGAGGACUCCAAAGUCUAUGGGGUAGACUAUCACAAGACAAAUGUCGAGAGUGUCAAGAUGCGAAUCCACAGGGUGCCUGAGUGGGUCCGAUUUCGAAAGGAAAAGGACUUCCACCGAAAGCCUGUCAAACCGAUUGUUCAACUGAAAAAGCCUGUCUUCCCUCUGGAUAUGACUUUCGGCAAACCAACUCGUCCUUCUACACCAAUAGGCUGUUUGCUCUCACACUACUAUAAACGGGAGUUUGAUCAAAUGGCAAUCGAGAACAACAGAUCAUACUUGACAGGCAUGGCCAUCGCGCAGAAUAAGUCCCCACAACCCUACGACACACUAAAAUCGGCGAACGCUGUGGUACGGCUGCCAUCGAAGCAGCCUGCGCAGAAGCUCUGGACAAUGAAGCGCUUCCGCUCCCAGCCGCCGCGUAUUUCCAGCCGCUGGAGUCACGAGGAGGAGCAGAAGAUGAGUAAAAAGAUGUACGAGAAGCCGAACUGUGAUGUGCUUUUGAAAAAAUAG
Molecule: messenger RNA, 750 nt
Organism: Echinococcus granulosus
Lineage: Eukaryota; Metazoa; Platyhelminthes; Cestoda; Cyclophyllidea; Taeniidae
Exons: 2
Coding region: 1-750 (249 amino acids)
Source: RefSeq, a predicted model, not a curated record